ACACCCUCUGGAGUUUUGUCACACAGGCUGUACUCUGGUAAGUACCAAUCGAAGGGUUCUCCAGCCCAUGAUUUUCCCUGUCUCCGGUCGCCAGCGAUCGCAGACAUUCUAUUAACGACUCUUGGUUUCAUUCACUUUUAUUACAUGGAGUCAUCAGAAGAUGAGUAUGCUGCAUUUGAACAGAAAGUUAGUAGGACAGUGUACUUGGACAACCUAUCACCACAGGUCACUGAAUCUGUGAUUAGAACUGCUCUUGAGCAGUUUUCAACUGUGAAAAGUGUUAAGUUCAUUCCUAACUUAAUUGGACCAAAUAAUCUGCCACAGUGUGCAUUAGUAGAAUUGGAUUCUGCCAAGAAGGCCAAGGAAGUUAUAUCAAUGAUAGGUCAGUAUCCUUUCAUGAUGUCUGGGAUGCCACGGCCUGUAAGGGCUCGUCCUGCUGUAAUGGAGAUGUUUGAUGAUCGGCCAGCAAAGCCUAACAAAAAGCUAAAGUGCUGUUGGUUAGAUCCUAGUGACACUGAUUUUGAGGUGGCAAAGGAAAUAAAGAAUCUUACUCGCAAACAUGCUGCAGAAAUAGCAUUCAUGCACAAACUGCAACUAGAAGAAGAAGAGAAGCUUGCGAAGCAGCAGGAAGACACACUUAAAGGGCAUUACAAAAAGUUUAAGAUGAUAGAGGGUAUUAUGACUGAUAGAACUGCCCAUCGUUUGGCACGCAAGUAUAAUCUGUCUGUUGCAGAUGAUUGAAGGUUUGUGUUGACUAAUAAGUUAUGUAAAUAACUUUUUUUCUGGUUAGGUUUAAGCUCUUUUGUUCCCCUCUGCUGCUAUUGCUACUACUAAUGAAUUUCAAUUCAUACGUGGGAUACAAUAUGCUUUUCGAUCCAUACCUAAGGUCUGUUUUAUUUUGUUUUGUUCUG
Molecule: messenger RNA, 911 nt
Organism: Gastrolobium bilobum
Lineage: Eukaryota; Viridiplantae; Streptophyta; Magnoliopsida; Fabales; Fabaceae
Product: ASI1-immunoprecipitated protein 1-like
Exons: 3
Coding region: 145-741 (198 amino acids)
Molecular function (GO): RNA binding
Source: RefSeq, a predicted model, not a curated record